AUGGAUACCAAACAAGCGUCGCUCUACCUCGCCCUCGUGUGCUUGCAGACGGUGCUCGUGCACGCCGUGCCCGACUGGAUGCCCCCUGAGAUACUGGACAUGGCGAAGGAGGACAAGAUACGAUGCAUGAGCGAGCACGGCACGACCCAAGAGCAAAUCAACGACGUGGAAAAGGGGACAAUACCAAACGAUCCGUCGAUUACUUGCUACAUGUAUUGCCUGCUGGAAGCGUUCAGCCUGGUCGACGACGAAGGUAACCUGGACGAGGACAUGCUCAUGGGAGUGCUCCCGGACAAUUUUCAGGAGCUGGCGAAUUCCAUUUUGAAAACGUGUCUCCCGACCCACGGUUCUGACAAUUGCGACAAGAUAUACAACCUCGCCAAGUGCAUACAAAGCUCUGCACCAGACAUAUGGUUCAUGAUCUAA
Molecule: messenger RNA, 426 nt
Organism: Eufriesea mexicana
Lineage: Eukaryota; Metazoa; Arthropoda; Insecta; Hymenoptera; Apidae
Product: general odorant-binding protein 69a
Exons: 6
Coding region: 1-426 (141 amino acids)
Biological process (GO): sensory perception of smell
Molecular function (GO): odorant binding
Source: RefSeq, a predicted model, not a curated record